GCCGGUUCACUUGUUCUAUCGACUAUUCCGAGACUGAAACUCAAUCAAAUCAGAACUUCGAAUCCCAUUUUCAAUCUAAUUGGAAAACAUGUCGAUCUUCCCUGGAAAAUACAAGCGCACCCAAGAGGAGAAGUAUGAAGACUUCCUGAGCAAAUUGGGUGUCGGUUUCAUGGUCCGAAAGGCUGCAACUGUUUCGGCUCCAUCCAUGGAGAUCGUUGACUUGGGCGGCGGCAAGUGGAAGAUCAUCACAGCUACAAAGCUGAAGACCAUGGAGUUGGUCUUUGAAUUCGGCAAGCCUGUGGAGGAGACCACCGCCGACGGCCGAGAGGUCUCUACUGUUAUCACUCAAGAAGGAAAUACCUGGAACACCGAGCAGAAGGCCAAGAAGGCUGGCCAGAAGGACGUCAAGGUGAUCCGAGAAUUCUCAGAUAAGGGCAUUGCAGUUCAAAUGAUCUGCGAGGAUGUCGUUUCCAAACAAUUUUUUGAACGAUCAUAAAAUGGAGAAAUACACUAAUGGUCAUCUCA
Molecule: messenger RNA, 525 nt
Organism: Tigriopus californicus
Lineage: Eukaryota; Metazoa; Arthropoda; Copepoda; Harpacticoida; Harpacticidae
Product: fatty acid-binding protein-like
Exons: 1
Coding region: 89-496 (135 amino acids)
Biological process (GO): fatty acid transport
Cellular component (GO): cytosol; nucleus
Molecular function (GO): fatty acid binding
Source: RefSeq, a predicted model, not a curated record